Rhododendron vialii is the source of this 1878-nucleotide messenger RNA. RefSeq names its product pentatricopeptide repeat-containing protein At1g05750, chloroplastic. The record is from RefSeq and is a predicted model, not a curated record. Lineage: Eukaryota; Viridiplantae; Streptophyta; Magnoliopsida; Ericales; Ericaceae. The transcript has a single exon. Gene Ontology annotation, biological process: RNA modification. Bases 63 to 1610 code for a protein of 515 amino acids. Gene Ontology annotation, molecular function: protein binding; RNA binding.
UAGGAAGUUAAGAUAUAGUUGCACCAACAGAAAUAUGUGCUGUGCUGCCGUUAAUUGAAACGAUGAGCGUUCCCGCCACCACAACCAUUCAACUCUCCCCGCCGCAGCCACCGCCACCGCCACGACCCACAAACUCCACUCAAUCCCUCUCCGCCAACAACUCCACAAAGCACCACCUCACCUUAAAACAGACCAACAACAACAACAAACCCACAACUGACCCCACGGUCUCAUGGACCACAUCAUUACACCACCACUGUCGCAGCGGCCGCUUACCCGAAGCCGCCGCGGAGCUCACCCGCUUGAGAAUCGCCGGUAUCGAACCUAACUACAUCACUUUCAUAACCCUUCUCUCCGCUUGCGCCCGUUUCCCUACUGAUAGUCUCUGUUUUGGCAUGUCUCUUCAUGCUUAUGCCCGUAAGCUGGGCUUGGAUACGACAAAUGUUAAAGUGGGUUCUGCUGUUGUUGACUUUUACUCCAAAUGCGGUUGUGUAGAUCUUGCUAGGUUGAGUUUUGAUAGGAUUUGCGUUAAGAACGUAGUGUCUUGGAAUGCAAUGAUCAAUGGGUACGUGAGAAAUGGCCAAAUUGAGGAUGCGGUUGAGGUGUUUGAUGAAAUGCCGCAUAGAGAUGCGGUUUCUUGGACGGCUAUGGUGUUUGGGUUUGUGAAGAAAGGUACCUUUGAGAAGGGUUUGGAGUGGUUCCAAGAAAUGCAGCUAUCUGGGGUUGAACCUGACUACGUGACCCUGAUUUCUGUACUUGCCGCCUGUGCCAAUUUGGGGGCACUUGGGUUAGGUUUUUGGGUGCAUCGAUACAUUCUUAAAAAGGGUAUUAAGGACAAUGUUAGGGUAAAUAACUCGCUUAUAGACAUGUAUGCUAGGUGUGGAUGUAUUGAUUUUGCCCGUCAAGUAUUUUUAACUAUGAAGACGCGGACCUUAGUUUCAUGGAACUCAAUGAUCGUGGGGUUUUCUAUAAAUGGGUAUGCAGAGGAGGCUCUUCUAUUCUUCAACUCGAUGCAAAAGGAAGGGUUUGAGCCGGAUGGGGUAAGUUUUACAGGAGCUCUAGCUGCUUGUAGCCAUGCCGGGUUAGUUGAUGAGGGGUUGAAUCUUUUUGAGGUUAUGAAGAAAGUUCGUAGGAUAUUGCCAACAAUUGAGCAUUACGGUUGCAUUGUGGAUCUUUAUAGUCGUGCGGGAAGGUUGGAAGAUGCCUUGGAUGUGAUAGAGAAAAUGCCCAUGAGGCCUAAUGAGGUGGUGUUGGGGUCUUUGUUGGCUGCUUGUAGAACUCAUGGGGAUGUCAAUUUAGCUGAGAGGUUAACAAAUUAUCUUCUCGUGUUGGAUCCAAAUAGUGAUUCGAAUUAUGUGCUGCUUUCAAAUAUGUACGCUGCAGCUGGCAGUUGGGGUAGGGCAAACGAUGUGAGGAAGAAAAUGAAGGAUUUCGGGAUACAGAAGAGAGCGGGGAUCAGUUCGAUAGAAGUAGACUGUAAUGUUCAUGAAUUUGUGGCUGGUGAUAAAUCACAUGCUGAAAUAGAUGAGAUUUACGUAAUGUUGGAGCAUGUGUGGCUUGAGCUGGGGACAUCCGGGUAUGUUCCUGAAUCUAGUCUUGUCGACACAUAAAUAUAAUUCAAACUCUACAGUUAUGUGUCAGCCAAUGUAGUUUAGAUUGAAUUGGCGAGAGGCCUACUGAUCAAUGAUGUUGUAUCAUGUAUGGUUGCGAGAUGAGAAAUGUAACUCUCUAAUCCCACAAAUAAGAGUGUAAUGAGUCUAAUGACCCGCUCCGACCUUGUAUAAUAUUGUCCGCUUUGGCCGCCUAAACUCCAUGGACUUCCUAGUACAAUGUAGUUUAACAUAUGAUUGUGUUAUGGGCAAUGAUUUACCUGCAAAA